This is a messenger RNA of Cicer arietinum (chickpea), 1106 nucleotides long. Its product is annotated as probable peroxygenase 4. Gene Ontology annotation, molecular function: monooxygenase activity; calcium ion binding. The record is from RefSeq and is a predicted model, not a curated record. NCBI's taxonomy places the organism in Eukaryota, Viridiplantae, Streptophyta, Magnoliopsida, Fabales, Fabaceae.
GAAAAACCAAAGAAUCAAAGUUUGAUUAUCAAACGCAAAGCUUUCUAAUAACCAAUAUCGUAUUAAUCGUCUAGAAACGGUUCUCACCAUCAUCUUAAUCAUAUCAUUAAUCAUAACUCACUUAAUCUCUAUAUAUAUGGUCGACAUCGACAUCAUCAUAAUCAUAACAUAACUACUUGCCUCCCAUUUAUCAAAAGAAAAAUUCCUCUCCCAACUACUUCUUUUCAUCAUUCUACAUUUUCUAUCAAAUUUCUAUGGCACCCUCAUCUUCUAGGAACAACAAACAAGAGGAACAAGAUCAAAAUGUUCUACGAAAACACGUUGCAUUCUUCGACAUGAACAAUGAUGGCAUCGUUUAUCCAUGGGAAACGUUUCAAGGAUUUCGAGCAAUAGGUUGUGGAUUGAUAUUAUCGAGUGUUGCUGCUAUUUUCAUUAAUUUGGGUCUCAGUCAGAAAACUCGUCCGGUAUUUAUAACUUCUCUUUUCAUAAUAUUUGUUACGUAUAUGCAAUUACCAACGCUUUUCUUUUUUUGUUGCAACAACGCGGAUUCAUUUAUAUUUAAUAUAAUACUAAACCUGUUUCCUUUUAUUUUUCUAAUAAUAGAAGUUAAAAACAUUCAAAAAGCAAAACAUGGAAGUGACUCUGGUGUCUAUGAUAGCGAAGGAAGGUUUGUUCCUUCAAAAUUUGAAGAGAUUUUCAAAAAGCAUGCCAAAAAACACCCAAAUGCUUUAACGUCUGAUGAAUUGAUGGGGAUGUUAAAAGCAAAUAGAGAGCCUAAGGAUUACAAAGGAUGGCUUGCUAGCUACACAGAAUGGAAGAUCUUAUAUGUUCUUUGCAAAGAUAAGGAUGGUUUACUUCAUAAAGAAACCAUUCGUGCUGUUUAUGAUGGGAGCUUGUUUGAACAUAUGGAAAAAGAACACUCACAAAAGAAGAAUAAAUAAAUAAAUAUGAUUCACAUUGUGUUAAUUAGGAGCAUGCUUCUUUGUGUAAUUUCUACUCGUGUCCUUCAAAGACUUGUAUUUAUAAUCAUUUUAAAACAAGAGUUGAUUGAAUGUAUCUUACAGAAUAUAGAUAAUUUACUCUGAUUUAAUUGCAUGUUUUAUUUA